GCCAUUUCCUUUGCAGCGCUUUUCGCUAUGGGAACAAAGCCUGCUCUGACGGUCUCAUUAUUCUUUGCGCGAUGGCAGUAAGCCUUGCUCCACAGUCGAAGCUUCAACUUGACGAAGCAGGCUGGCAGCUGCUUUCGAACGAUCUACAGUUGAGCGGCAGGACUUUAGAGGUCUAUCGUACACAAGAAGGGUCCAAAGAACUCCUUGCAGAGAAACUGGAUUUGCGAGCAGCUGAAGUUGAGAAACAGGAGGUUGAGGUGUUUGGCCUCGGCACUUGGCCUGGGUACCUGCUGAAGGGCGACAAGUACCGCUUGCGCUGGGCCUUGAAGAACGAGGCUGCCCUGCUGCAGGUCGAGGUGGACGAGUGCGUGGAGCAUUUCUGUCUCCCCUUUGAAGUGGAGAAGUCUCAGGAGUGGCCGCCGCACUCUUCCGGCAACCGCUGCGAGAGUGCUUGUUGGGAGCGGCAUGUGAAGCGAUCGCCAACGCACUCGUCCAUGCUGGUAAAUGGCUGGCAAAGCUUCGGAUUUAGUGGAGUGCUGCACGGAGCGGUACCACAACCAAAGACCUCGAUGCCCUUCUUCUCAAGUGCCUUCCACAGUGGCGCGGCAUUGCCUCCAGGAUCUUCCCUCGCAUGCGAUCGAGAGGUUCUGGUCAGUGAUUUGUACGGCUACCUCUUCUUGCACCAGAAUGGCUGUGAUGCACAGAAUGGUGGCGUGUUGGCUGGUUUCCUGAGUCAAACUGCGGGAUUUGGAGGUUUGGCCGUGGCCUCAAGCGAAAGUCCGCUCUUGGCGCUCUUCAGCGAACUGCAAGGUGAAGGGCGGCCAAGGGUCUCCGACUGGUGCUAUAUUUGCACCAGUGGUGGAGGUGUUGCGUAUGACCGAGUAGUCCAAACCUAUUUGGAGACGCUAGCGAAGCAUCAUGGGAUGCUGAAACCCAAGCGACAGCCAGUAGGUUGGUGUUCUUGGUAUUGCCAUGGGCCUUUUGUGGAUGAGCUCUUGAUGAUGCAAUCCUUAAAGGAGUUGAAGUCGAUGGGCUUGGACAGUGGCGAGCUGUCCUUGGAUCUUUUUCAGCUGGAUGAUGGCUGGCAAAGCGCUUGGGGAGAUUGGUUACGACCCAAUGCAAAGUUCCCGAAUGGCUUGAAGCCCUUGACCGACGCAGUGAAAAAGGAUGGUUUGGUGCCCGGCAUUUGGUUGGCACCGGCAUCCUUAACCUUGGGCUCUCGCUUGGCACAGGAGCAUCCAGAGUGGAUCCUUCGGGAUGAAACCGGGCGACACGUCUCUUGUGGCUUCACAGCACCAGGGCUUUGGAUGCGCGCCUUGGACACCACGAUGCCAGAGGUCCUAGAGCACAUACGGAAGACCAUUCACACCAUCGUGCACGAAUGGGGUUUUCGCUAUUUGAAGUGCGAUUUCCUCCAUUGUGCCGCGAUGCCUGGAAAGCGCUUUCUGAAGGUCAGCCGUGCCAAAGCGUGCCGGAUGCUUCUAGAGGCAGUGCGGGAGGCCGCAGGAGAGGAUGUCUUCGUUUUAGCUUGUGGUGCCCCACUGGGACCUUGCAUUGGAGUGGCCGAUGCAGUUCGCGUUUCCGCAGACACUGCGGAGCACUGGUUUCCGGUUGGGCCAAACGUCUGGGGCACACGAUGGCUUUUCAAGCAGGAUCGCACCAAUCUGCCUGCUGCCAGGAAUAUGGUUUGCAGUACCCUCGCAAGGAUGCACAUGAACGGCCGGCUUUGGGUCAACGACCCGGAUUGUUUGAUUAUACGAAAGGAGGUGCCUCUGAGCGAAGCCCAGGCGCUCGCCUCGGUGGUGGCCUUCAGUGCUGGCUCGGUCAUCUUCUCCGAUGACCUGAAGUCGCUCCCGAAGGAACGCCUGGCAGUGUUGAAGGCCCUGCUUCCACCGGUGCAGCCAACUGCACAAGACGUCCAUUUCACAGAUGGAGAGAUCCCUUGCAAGGUCACUGCGCAUCUCACUGGAGCAGCGGGCGACUGGAGGCUUUGCGGGCUUUUUGCUUGGGACGGCGGCGAGGUGGAGCUGAUGUUGGACGAUCAGGAGUGGCACGUUUUUGAGUUUUGGAGCUGCAGCUACCAGCGACAUCGAGGUGGAGGCCUUUCCACCGGCCCGUUGCUGCCUCGAACGUGCCACCUCUAUGCACUGCGGCCCGUCAUGAGCAAGGCCCAAUUCCUGGGCUCAAACAUCCACGUGUCCUGUGGACUUGAAGUCUGCGAAUGGGAGGAGGCUGAGCGAUCCUUGCGCUUCACCUUGAACGUGAAAAGAUCGUUGAACUCGCCCGAGGUUUGGAUCUUCCUGCCAAAGGCUUCACAGCCGCGGCUGGGUGGAAAGGAGGCGGUGCCGGUACACGAGCAGGUUUGGCGCUUCGUGCUGGCGCCGGUGCCCCUAAAAGGGUCAACGCUCCAAAUCGAUUGGUGAAAGACGCCCAUUCAGAAAUCCAGCGCAGGGUGCCAGGGUUGCAGGCCUACGAACACAAGUUGCAGUACGGUAUCAAUGGCCCCCCGAACAUGUGAAUCAAUGUGAAGGUUUGGACCUAAGCAGUUGGGGACAGACUCUCAUUUUUAGACACGUCAACACAUGUUCCCCACAUGUUCCCCCUAAGUUGCUGUGUCAAUGGAAGCUCAGCUGUUUCAAGAUGAUCCAAAUUGUCAAGAACUGUUUCCCCACUCAUUUGCAGGGUGCCAGCUCUGUUGCCCAAGAAACUUGCUUGUUCUUGUAUGUUCUCGGAGGAUCUUUGUUUUUUCUUCAUACAACCGCACUACAUACUACUCAUGUGCAGAUAUUAAAAGGCUGCCGCACCGGCGCCCCAACCGCCACGGUGUGCGUGACAGUGCAGGGUGUUUGUGACAGCUGAUGCUCAAGCUGACACGCUAAACCAUUUGAACUAAAACGGUG
Molecule: messenger RNA, 2900 nt
Organism: Durusdinium trenchii
Lineage: Eukaryota; Dinophyceae; Suessiales; Symbiodiniaceae
Source: the annotation of a GenBank genome assembly